AAAAAAAAAAAAAGUAACUAAUCCCUUCUAAUAUAAAUAGAUAUGCUAUUCCUAAAAAAAAAACACCCAAAAAAACAUGUUUAAAUUUUUUUUUAUUGUUUUCACCCUCCAAAGUGUGGCGGAUUGAAAAUGACGAAUUUGCUGUCUAAAAGCACUGCUGUCGAAUUUCCAAACUUGAAUUGAAUAUGCUUUGGUCGAAUUGCAGCACUUGUAUCAUUGCAGAAAAGUCGAAUUUGCAAAAAUUCGAAUUUCAAAAAGUCGAAUUUUGAAAGUCCGUUUUUUGGUCGGAAAGCGCUGAAUUGCAUAGGCAAAUUUUUUUAUGGGGCGAAAAUGACCCGAAAUUCGACAAUUUCGGGAAUUCGACCGCAAUUGCAUAUACCCCUAUGUCUCCAUGCAGGAAGGGGAGUAUAUAGAGGAACACAGGGGUCUGUACAAGGACGUGAUGAUGGAGAAUCACCGACCCCUCACAUCACUGGAUGGGUUCAGUAACAGAGAUACCCCAGAGAGAUGUCCCCGUCCUCUGUAUUCCCAGGAUUGUACAGAGUAGUAUCACAGGACCCCACAGGAGGAUCAGGUAGAACGUCUGUCUGAUAUUAAAACAGAUGAAAUAGAGGGAGAAGAGGAAAUGUAUGUGACUGAUAUAAAGGCAGAAUAUAUAGAGGGAGAAGAAGAGACGUAUGUGACUGAUAUAAAGGCAGAAGAUAUAGAGGGAGAAGAAGAGACGUAUGUGACUGAUAUAAAGGCAGAAGAUAUAGAGGGAGAAGAAGAGACGCAUGUGACUGAUAUAAAGGCAGACGAUAUAGAGGGAGAAGAAGAGACGUAUGUGACUGAUAUAAAGGCAGAAGAUAUAGAGGGAGAAGAAGAGACGUAUGUGACUGAUAUAAAGGCAGAAGAUAUAGAGGGAGAAGAAGAGACGUAUGUGAGGGGUGAUCAGCAGUGUAAGGAGGAGGAGAUCCCUACAGAUAUCAGCACAGCAGAUGGACACACAAGCAGGAAUAUCUCAGAAGGACAUCUAAUGUUAUCCCCGGAUUGUGACAUAAAAGAUAAUGACCGAAGACAGGAUUCUCCAGGAGAUAACCCCAUUACCCCAAUUAUACAUCCAGCUCUAUCAGCUGAUCCCUCUGAUCCUGGGAAAUGUUCUCCUGAUCACUCUGAUAUUGGUGUAUCUGUUACAGCACUGCCAGUAGAUACAGUGUUUCCGUGUUCUAUAGAUGCCAAAUGUUUUACACAGAACACAAAGCUUAUUACCCAACAGCCAGCUAAGGCAGGGGAGAGGCCAUUUCAAUGUUCUGAGUGUGGGAAAUGUUUUACAUACAAAUCAGCUUUUGUUACACAUCAGAGAACACACACAGGUGAGAAGCCAUUUCCAUGUUCUGACUGUGGAAAAUGUUUUGCAUGGAAAUCACAACUUGUUACACAUCAGCAAAGUCACACAGGUGAGAAACCAUUUCCAUGUUCUGAGUGUGGGAAAUGUUUUACAUGGAAAUCACAACUUGUUACACAUCAGCAAAGUCACACAGGUGAGAAACCAUUUCCAUGUUCUGAGUGUGGGAAAUGUUUUACAUGGAAAUCACAACUUGUUACACAUCAGCAAAGUCACACAGGUGAGAAGCCAUUUCCAUGCUCUGAGUGUGGGAAGGGUUUUGUACAGAAAUCAGAUCUUGUUAAACAUCAGAGAAGUCACACAGGUGAGAAGCCUUUUUCUUGCUCUGAGUGUGGGAAAUGUUUUACACGGAAAUCACAACUUGUUACACAUCAGCAAAGUCACACAGGUGAGAAUCCAUUUCCAUGCUCUGAGUGUGGGAAAGGUUUUGCACAGAAAUCAGAUCUUGUUAAACAUCAGCGAAGUCACACAGGUGAGAAUCCAUUUCCAUGCUCUGAGUGUGAUAAAGGUUUUGCACACACAUCAGCUCUGCUUAUACAUCACAGAAGUCACACUGGUGAGAAGCCAUUUCCAUGUUCUGAGUGUGGGAAAUGCUUUGCACAAAAAUCAGAUCUUGUUAAACAUCAGAGAAGUCACACAGGUGAGAAGCCUUUUUCUUGCUCUGAGUGUGGGAAAUGUUUUACACGGAAAUCACAACUUGUUAUACAUCAGAGAAGUCACACAGAUGAGAAUCCAUUUACAUUCCCUGAAUGUGGGAAAUGUUUUGUACACAAAUCAGAUCUUAUUAGUCACAACAGAAGUCACACAGGUGAGAGUCCAAUUACUUGCUCUGAGUGUGGGAAAUGUUUUACAUGGAAAUCACAACUUGUUAUACAUCAGAGAAGUCACACAGGUGAGAAGCCAUUUCCAUGUUCUGAGUGUGGGAAAUGUUUUGCAUACAAAUCAGAUCUUGUUAAACAUCAGAGAAGUCACACAGGUGCAAAGCCAUUUUCUUGCUCUGAGUGUGGGAAAUGUUUUACACAGAAAUUACAUCUUGUUAGACAUCAGAGAAGUCACACAGGUGAGAAUCCAUUUCCAUGCUCUGAGUGUGGGAAAUGUUUUUCACACAAAUCAGCUCUUGUUACACAUCACAGAAGUCACACAGGUGAGAAGCCUUUUUCUUGCUCAGAGUGUGGGAAAUGUUUUACACGGAAAUCACAACUUGUUAUACAUCACAGAAGUCACACAGGUGAGAAGCCAUUUCCAUGUUCUGAGUGUGGGAAAUGUUUUGCACAAAAAUCAGAUCUUGUUAAACAUCAGAGAAUUCACACAGGUGAGAAGCCAUUUCCAUGUUCUGAGUGUGGGAAAUGUUUUACACGGAAAUCACAACUUGUUACACAUCAGAGAAGUCACACAGGUGAGGAACCAUUUUAAUCUUCUGGAGUAUACUUAUCACUGCCAUGCGUUGUUCUUCAAGGUUCUUAUCCUAUCUCCUAUGCUUUUUGCAAUAAUAGAUGCUACCCUCAUCUACCACUGCUAUGCAGAUCUGUCUUUUGCUCCGGGUACUGAGAACCUAGUACCAAUCCUAAAUGUCUAGCUGAUCCCCAAGUGUGGGUGAUGCUAGUUGGCUGUGACUCAGUCCUGGUGAAACAGGUCCUUAUGAUAGAAGCUCACCAACAAAGGGCAGGGCUACAGCUCAAUUUGCGAACCAACCAGGCUUGCGCUUGGGGGUUCAGAGUUACAAAAUACUGAUAUGGGAGUCAUUCCGAUUUCAUUUGUUGCCAAUUUUCGCUAUGCUGCGAUUAGUUGCAAAUUGCGCAUGCGGAAGGCACGCAGGGCGCAUGCGCUUAGUUAUUUAACACAGAACUUAGCAGUUUUGCUGUGGCUUCUGCAGCGCUUUUCAGUCGCACUGGUGUUCGGUAAAUGAUUGACAGGAAAGGGGCGUUUAUGGGCGCAAGUCUGCGUUUUUCCGGCGCUUGCAAAAAAACGCAGACGUUUCAGGGAAAAACGCGGGCCGAACGCAGGGCGUGUUUGUGACAUCAAACCAGGAACUAAACAGACUGAGCUGAUCGCAAUUCGUGAGUAGGUCCGCAGCUACUCAGAAACUGCAAAGAAUUAUUUAGUAGCAAUUCUGCUACUCUUUUGUUUGCAAUUCUGCUAAGCUAAGAUACACUCCCAGAGGGCGGCGGCCUAGCGUGUGCAAUGCUGCUAAAAGCAGCUAGCGAGCGAACAACUCGGAAUGAGAGCCCAUGUGCGGAAUCUUGAUGUCCUGGGUGGUGGAGUGACACUUAGACAUCAGGUAUCAGCUACAAUCAGUUCCUCAUGUGUGGACCAUAGCCAAACUCCAGCACUUAUUUCCCCUCAGAAGAUCUACCUAGUCAUACAUGUACUUGUAUUAUCCCACUUUGGGGGUCAUUCCGACCUGAUCGCUCACUGCAGUUUGUCGCAGCGAUCGGGUCGGAACUGCGCUGGCGCAUGCCAGUCAUCGUUGCCUAGCAAUCGGCUCUGAGACAGGGAGGGGGCUGGACGGUGGCCAACGCAGGCGUGGCUGGACCGUUGGGGGUGCGGGCCAUGGCGGCAGUGAAGAACAACUCCCGGCCAGCCGCAGGAGCUGCACUGGUUGGGAGUUACUCCAGAAAUAUAAAAGCAUCGCCGCUGUGUAAUGCUUUUGUAUUUGGUGGGGGAGGCACUGACCUGCAGGGCGGACUAGCCCUGUGCUGGGUGUUUCCCCCGCAUGUCAGGGAAGAUGAUUGUAGCUACGAUCAACUCAGAUAGCUCAUAUGUAUCGCUCAUCUUAAGAGAACUGUCAGAUAUUAGUGUGCACAUAUUUAUAACACACAUUAUUCUGCUGAAGGGAUCUGUAUAGGCAAACGAUCUACACUUGGUGAUCAUAUGGUUACUUUAUCAGACCCUAAUUAAAGGACCACUGAUAAUUACGGCACCUCUAUUAAUGUGGAAAGUAAUGUCACUCUGAGCUACAUAUUCGGGUGGAAAGUGAAGAACCUGUUCAGUUAUAACAGACCACAGCAGCCAAUCUAGCUGCAGAGUGCCGGUCAUAUACCUGACCCUGAGCGAUACAUAUGGGUGAAAAGUGAACAAAUUGAUCAGUCAUAAAAGAUCACAGUAACCGGCUGAAUAUAACUUAGCCGCAGAGUACCUAUUGUAUGUCUGACCACAGCCCAACAUUUAUCUAUACACACCCUAUACACAUAUCUAUGUGUGACUGAUUUUUGGAAAUCUAAGUGAUUCAUAACAAAUCAAAGAACAUAGAAACAAUAUAUCAGAUCCUUCAAGAUUGCAACAUAUGUUCUAGUUAUAGAAUCCGGGCUCUGUGCCAGAAACACAUUUUUUCAAACAUUGAAGUGCUAGAAAUAUUCCUCUAAACAUUGAGGCUAUUAUUUGAACACAAUUGUAUCCAUGUGGAAUACAAACGUGGAAGAAUAUUGAUAGAUAAAAACAGGGACUUAACAGAACAGACACCAAACAGACGCUCAGUUUUUUUAAAUCUAUGUUUAUUGUCUUUCUCUAUAAUUCACAGUGUUGUUAUACUUUCACAUAUUUGUUAUUUGUGGUUUUAAUAUUUCGCAUAUUAGCUACUCAGUAGAAUAUGCUACAAUAUAGUGUCAAAUCCAAAUUUUAACGGAAACAAUUAAAAGUUAUAUUUUAAA
Molecule: messenger RNA, 5031 nt
Organism: Pseudophryne corroboree (corroboree frog)
Lineage: Eukaryota; Metazoa; Chordata; Amphibia; Anura; Myobatrachidae
Product: oocyte zinc finger protein XlCOF6-like
Exons: 4
Coding region: 626-2797 (723 amino acids)
Biological process (GO): regulation of DNA-templated transcription
Molecular function (GO): RNA polymerase II cis-regulatory region sequence-specific DNA binding; DNA-binding transcription factor activity, RNA polymerase II-specific
Source: RefSeq, a predicted model, not a curated record